AUGGCGGAAUAUUACUACAUAAAUAAGGAAAGAUACAGCACUGAAAGUCUAUCCGAAUCUUUUGCGUCAACAUCAAUACUACCACAUGCUGUGUCUUGUAAAUCACAUCCGAUCACAACGAUCAGAUUCAACUUAAAAGGAACAAAAAGUGAGAAAAAUGUCAGUGAGACAUGUCUCAACCCAAAGUUCCUGGCACAUAUCUUAGCACACCAAGAAUGUCUAAAAGCAAUAAAUGGAAACCUUAAAGAUGACCUGAAAAUGACAAUAAAACAGAUUCCUGGUAACUUCAGCGCUUUGGAAAUAUCUGUGGAAGAAGGUGUAAUGGAAAACAUGAAAUUAGAAGAAAUGUAUAAUGUUAUUAACAAGUAUUGCAGGGAACAAUUAAAAAUCAUUGAACAUGACAUUGACGAAGAAAGAUUUUCCUUUGCAGAUUUAAAGCUUGGAAAAUUUCUUAAAGGAAUGACAUAUCCUCAUUGCAUUUCAAUUUUCUUUGACGGGAAGCUGUCCUUAGCUGGACAUGGAGCUGAAAUAAUAGUCUUUGAAAGAGACAUAUUAUCCUCCAUUCUGAAUGAUGAAGUGGUCAGAGAUUCAUUUAGCAUUGAAAAAGAGCAGCUUAUGUACCUGAAAGUCAUUCAUUACGCGGAUGAAAUAUCGAAGGAUUUUUCUGUUGAAGUAGUCUUUGAAGAUGAAGCGGAAUCAGGUACUGUGGCAUUCCAUGGGUUAAGAGAGGAUGUCGUGAAUGUGCAGAGAAAUAUCAGUCAUUGUCUACAGAAUUAUCAUAAACGUUUGUGGACCAGACCAUUAAAAAGAAACGAGCAAUGCCUUUUACAAGAAAAGGAAGUCAUUCGUCACUUCAAAGGGGUUUUCAAAAAAUAUAAAUGUUCAUAUUUGAUUACCGAUGACUGCUUGCGUGUUGCACGCAAAAUAAGUGACAUGGACAUUCUGAAAACAGAAUUGGAGAAUGCAUUGUUUGUUGAAAUGAACCACAGUCUUAGUAAAGUAGAAAAGAUCUUCUUCGAAUCAGAGCAAUGGAUCGAACAGUAUAAAAUCCUUCGUAAUAAUACAAAAAAGCAGGUUAUUAUUACUGUCGAGGUAAAUGAGCUUUCAGUUACAUGUUUGCCACAUGUACAAAUUCAAGUAAAAAGCUGUCUGGAGAGCUUUUUAAGGGAAAGGAUAAAAUCUGAAUUGAUGGAAUGGGGUUGCUCUGUGGAUGCAAAGGAAUUUUUCAAAAAUGUCAAAGCUGAAGAAAUUCUCCAAAUUAGGAAUUCAAUGGAAGAUUCCAUUAUGGCAUUAUCUAUAGAGGAUGAUGGAAUUCUUGCAAAAGGCACCGAAAGCGGUAUAAAAAAAUGUAAACAAGAGUUGAAGACUAUUAUAAGCUCUGUCAAAUAUAAAAAGGGGGAAUUUGCUGCUUCUGAGGAGGCUGUUAAUCACUUCUUAACAUCAGAGGGAAAAAGAAAACUUCACGAAAUAGAGAAAAAGACUCGUAGCGUUAUUUACAUGAAAACUUUCUGUAAAAUAAAGAUGGAGCUAGGAAACAUAGAGGAAGAUAAGGGGGACGUUAUUGUAAACUCUGUUAGCACAGUUACAUCGUCUACAGCAGCACAGUCAACUGUUGCUAAGGCUAUUUUCGAGAAAGGAGGAGGUGAGUUCCAGAACAAACUUGUCCAGAAGACAAACGGAAGAAUGCAAUAUGGAGAAGUAGUGGAAACAGAGGCAGGGGGAAAUCUACAGUGUAAAGCUGUGUAUCAUGCUUGUCUGCCGAAUUCUUCAGAUCAACCCGAAAAGGACGUUCGGGACAUUGCUAUGGAAUGUUUGAAAAAAGCUGGACAAGAUCACCACACCUCUAUAUCAUUGCCGGCUCUUGGGACAGGGACCUAUAAUUACCCUCCAGAUCGUGCCGCCAAGGGCCUGCUCGAUGCUAUUGUAGAAUUCACCAGAAACACACCUUCAUUGCUGGAGAAAGUUACCAUAGUUUUAUUUGCAGAAUCAAAAAGAAAUAUUAAAGAGGCCUUUCAACAAGAAUAUCAAAGACGAUGUCAAACGGUGUCUGGGUCUUCCAUUUCGAUAUUAGAGCGGGGUUGUAUCACAUCUGGAAAAUUUACAAUUGUUUCGGAGUCACAACAGAUGCUCACAGAAGCAAAGAGAUACAUUGAAGAGGAAAUUGCGACUCUUUUAAGAAAUCUCCAAGCCUAAUCUCUGGUUUUCAUUUAGAUUCAGUCAUACUUAUGAAAUCAACUCUCUCUACUUUA
Messenger RNA from Saccostrea echinata, 2249 nucleotides. RefSeq lists its product as uncharacterized. NCBI's taxonomy places the organism in Eukaryota, Metazoa, Mollusca, Bivalvia, Ostreida, Ostreidae. The transcript is spliced from 5 exons. Gene Ontology annotation, molecular function: transcription corepressor activity. Gene Ontology annotation, cellular component: nucleus; cytoplasm. Bases 1 to 2193 code for a protein of 730 amino acids. The record is from RefSeq and is a predicted model, not a curated record. Gene Ontology annotation, biological process: negative regulation of gene expression.